Molecule: messenger RNA, 2664 nt
Organism: Mytilus californianus (California mussel)
Lineage: Eukaryota; Metazoa; Mollusca; Bivalvia; Mytilida; Mytilidae
Product: ankyrin-3-like
Exons: 4
Coding region: 498-1883 (461 amino acids)
Molecular function (GO): protein binding
Source: RefSeq, a predicted model, not a curated record
AAUAUCGUACCAAAGCAAUCGUAUGUGUUUUAAUAUCAGUUGCAUUGUCCCUCGUCGGUGUUGUUGGAACUUAUAUUCUAGAGAGAAAUAUACGACAACAUUUUCCAAUCCAUAAAAACCCGAAGACAGAUAUAGACAUACAAACACAAGAUGACCAGCUAAUUCCAAAUGAUAUUCGAGUUUUAGAUUACGGUCUGCUGCAAGAAGACGCAAAAGAGAAAAACUCCAAUGACGCUGGAUUUAACAAAAAUGGAGAGCCUACACUUUACGUUGCUUGUAGAGAAGGACACAUAGAAACAGUUAGUGUGUUAUUGCAGAACAAUGCUGACUUCUCUCAGUGUAACCAUGAUGGAGAGUCACUGUUAUAUCUUGCCUGUGCAGGAGGACACAAAGAUAUAGUGAAUCUGCUACUAAAAAGCAACGCUUGUGUUUCUCAAUGUAACAGAAGUGGACAGUUUCCAUUGCACGUGGCCUGUAGAGGAGGACAUACCGAUACAAUGCAGUUGUUACUGAAAAGCAAUGCUAAUGCCUCUCAAUGUAACAGAUUUGGAGAGUCUCCAUUGUAUGUAGCCAGUAAACUUGGACACACAAAAACAGUGAAUGUGCUACUACAAAACAAUUCUAAUAUAUUUCGUUGUACGAGUAGGGGAGAGUCUCCAUUGUAUACUGCGUGUAAAGGAGGACAUACAAUUAUAGUGGAACGGCUACUGCAGAACAAUGCUGCUGUUUUGCAGAGUAGACGGAAUGGAGACUUUCCAUUAUAUGUCGCCUGUAGAUAUGGCCACACAGAAACAGUGGAACUUUUACUGAAAAAUCAUGCUGACCUUUCUCAGUAUAAUAGUACCGGACAGUAUGCAUUGGGUGUGGCCUGUUUACAGGGACACAAAGACACAGUCAUACUUUUACUGCAUUGGAAGGCCGAUGUCUCACAAUGUAACCGUGAUGGAAAGUCGCCAUUGUAUUUGGCAUGUGCAGGUGGGCAUAUAGAUAUAGUGCACGUGCUGUUGCUAAACAAUGCUAAUGUAUCUAAGUCCGACCUAAGGGGAAUUUCUCCGCUGUAUUUGGCAUGCGAAAAAGGUCAUACAGGUACAGUGGAAUUGUUACUGCAGAACAAAGCUGAUUUGUUUCAGAAUAACAAAUGGUCAGAGUCUUCAUUGUAUGCGGCUUGUAGAGGAGGACAUACAGAGCCAGUGAAACUUUUACUGCAGAAAGAUGCCGAUGUCUCUCAGUCUAAUCGUGACGGGCAGUCUCCUUUAUUCAUUGCAUCCGCAGAAGGAUAUACUGAUAUAGUAGAACAGUUACUGACAAAAAAUGCUGAUGUCCAUCAAUGUGACACGUGGGAAAUGUCCCCAUUGUAUAUAGCCUGUAAAGGAGGAUAUAAGGGUACAGUUCAACUGUUACUAAUGAACCAUGCCGAUGUCAAUAAGUGUAAUCAAUGGUUAGAGUCUCCAUUGUAUGUGGCCUGUAGAAAAGGACAUACAGAUAUAGUUGAAGUUUUACUUGAGAACAAAGCUGAUGUUUCUCAGUGUGACCAUUGGUCAGAAUCUCCGUUGUACGUGGCCUGUAAAGGAGGAAAUCCAAACAUAGUUAAACAGUUACUUCAGAAAAAUGCUGAUGUCUGUCAAUGUGAACAACCAGGAGGACAGUCACCUUUACAUGCGGCUUGCAAAAUUGACCCUUUCGAUGAGUUUGGAUCAAAUGAAGAUGCGUAUGAAAAAAAAUAUAAAGACUGUAUUGAAAUUGUGAAACUAUUAAUUGCAAGGAAUGCAGAUGUAAGAAUGUGUAAUAAAAGAGGUUUCACACCAUUAGAUAUAGCCCGUACCUUGCACUGCUUGGAAAUUGUCAAUCUUCUUACAGAAAGUCUAAAAUUGAAAAACAAUUAAAAAUAAAAACUAAUUGUUCAGAAAAAAAUUGAAGGUCUUUCCAUUCGUUUGGUGUGUUUGAGCUUAUGAUUUUGCCAUUUGCUUCGGGACUUUCCGCUUAGAAUUUUCCUCAGUCAAGUAAUAGCUUAUUUUAUGCUGAUUCUCAAAAUAUAUAGUUUUUAUAAAUUUUUGUAUUUAGUAAGAGAUUUAUGUUGUUAAUUCCGGUUUAAGAAAAGGUCAACUUUCGAUGAUAUUUUUUCAAGGUCAUGUUUCUACCAUCCUGAUGCAAAAGACCAAAUAACUUUGUCAUAUAUAAUAUGAAUCAUUAGCAAAGGUCAAAAUCUAGAAUAUCAAAUUUACCUUUGACCUUCAGCUUAAUUUCAGUAAUAACCGUUGCUGUAAGAAUAUUCAUAUAGUGUUAAAUUAGGAAAUCAUUUCAAAUUACGGAUUGUAUUUCACUCUCAUGGAAAGGUCUGAUUCCGCGUCAGUUUAAAUAUUGAACGGCAUAACUUAAUAAACAGAGUUGCUAAAUGCCUUUUUAAUUGAAUAUUGCUUAUAAAGAAUAUAAAUAUGUUAAGUGUAUGGAAUACUAUCAAUAAAAGAAAUUGAAGAUUACCAAGACAAAGCUUUAUGAACAUUUCAAACGGUAAGACAAAAACGUAAUAUCGAAAUUCUUUUGAUGUACUUCAAAAUAUUAUCUAACAUUCCAAUAUAUAUUUAAAAAAAAUAUUUUUUUAUGCAUUUUCUAAAAAAAAAUCAUGAAAAAUAAACAUUUAGAAUUUGUGUACUGCGGUCUUGUAGA